AUGACUGCGCUCACGAACACGCUAAACCCAACAACCUCCUCGACGCUAACAAUUCGUGUGAUCAAGAACUUUGAGUAUCGUACUGUCAAGAACAUGGUUCUUCAGAAUGUCAACCUGGAGACAACAACUGUCGAACAGUUGAAAGAAAUAAUACGAGAGAAAAUAAACACUACGCCUGGUUUCAAGCCAUUUCGUAACGUGAAUUAUGACACGCUCAAAGUUUACACCAAAGCUCAUGGAGCCAAACCAACAAAUCUUGUGAUUAACUUUGAACAUGACGAAGACUGGCUCUUGAAUUACGAACACAGCGCUCUACUAUCAUAUGGAAUUGAAAACGAAACAGAAAUCUCAUUCUUCAAUUUCGAAGCCUAUGAAAAGUAUAAGGAGCAUCCAGAUAUCCAAUGGGAUUGA
This is a messenger RNA of Paraglomus brasilianum, 411 nucleotides long. Lineage: Eukaryota; Fungi; Glomeromycota; Glomeromycetes; Paraglomerales; Paraglomeraceae. The record is from the annotation of a GenBank genome assembly.